AACCUCGUGACUUUCGGUUAGUUAAUUCAUUGCUCUCACUGUUUGCUGCAGGAAGACAACAGCUUUACUAAACUUUGAAGUAUGAAGAUCUUAGUUUUGUUGAUUUUUUCCGUAUACUCUGUUACUUCUUUAUAUCCGUUUUCCGAGGAGGGCGAAUAUCACUUUAAGUUAUGGAUGUCGCGGUACAACAAGGUGUAUGACAUGGAGGAGUACUACCACAGACUUCAGAUCUUCAUUGAGAACAAGAGGAGGAUUGACUAUCACAAUGAAGGAAAUCACAAGUUCACAAUGGGACUGAAUCAGUUCUCUGACCUGACGUUUGCUGAAUUCAGAAAAUCUUUCCUCUUGACUGAGCCCCAGAACUGUUCUGCCACUAAAGGGAGUCAUGUGAGCAGCAAUGGACCAUAUCCAGAGUCGGUCGACUGGAGAAAGAAGGGGCACUAUGUCACAGCGGUGAAGAACCAGGGGCCCUGUGGUAGCUGCUGGACCUUUUCCACUACAGGCUGUUUGGAGUCAGUCACAGCAAUCGCAACAGGGAAACUCUUACAACUGUCAGAGCAGCAACUAGUGGACUGUGCUCAGGCCUUCAACAACCACGGCUGUAAUGGCGGGCUCCCCAGUCAAGCAUUUGAGUACAUCAAGUAUAACAAGGGAAUCAUGACAGAGGAUGACUAUCCAUACACUGCACAUGAUGACACUUGCAAGUUCAAGACUGAUUUGGCUGCUGCCUUUGUUAAGGAUGUAGUCAACAUAACAAAGUAUGAUGAAAUGGGUAUGCUGGAUGCAGUGGCCAGAUUCAACCCUGUCAGCCUUGCCUAUGAGGUGACCUCUGAUUUCAUGCAUUACGAUGGUGGUGUGUACACCAGCAUGGAGUGUCACAACACCACAGACACAGUGAAUCAUGCAGUGCUGGCUGUGGGGUAUGGUGAGGAGAAGGGCACACCCUACUGGAUAGUGAAGAACUCCUGGGGAAGCAGCUGGGGAAUGAAAGGCUAUUUCUUCAUUGAGCGUGGGAAAAACAUGUGUGGACUGGCUGCCUGCUCAUCUUAUCCCCUUCCUGUGCUGUGAACGUUGAAUUCUGCACGCCAUGGGGGCAAGAGUACUAAAAAGGGACAUGGAGCCAAAGACUUCAUUAUCAUUUAAAAUUUUAAAUCAAUGAUAUGGUUUGAUUUUUAUGUUUGCUCACCACCUCAGGGAGUCUGAUUAUAUACUGGGAGAAACACACUGCACAUCUACUGUUUUUAAUCAGGAUUUGAUUGAUUCGAUUAUUGUGCUGACAUGAAGUUUGUUAUGAUUUUAAUCACGUGAAAUUGUUUUUUAAUACAGAUUUAAUGUUUGUGAAUAAAGUUUCUUGAUUUCUCUGUCACAAUUUGAUGGGCGACACAUUUCGAAUUCAGAUAAGACUGUGUGAUGAUGCUGUUUAUAUAGUCCAGAGUUCUUUUUAAUGAACCGGGUAGUUUGGCUUCUGGAUGCUGAUUGGCUAAAAGCCGUGGUAUAUGGUCUAAUAUACCAAAACAUUUAUGCCAAAACAUUUAUUUGUAUGUUGGUAACCAGUUUAUAAUAGC
This is a messenger RNA of Salvelinus namaycush (lake trout), 1565 nucleotides long. RefSeq names its product cathepsin H (gene ctsh). NCBI's taxonomy places the organism in Eukaryota, Metazoa, Chordata, Actinopteri, Salmoniformes, Salmonidae. The coding region runs from base 82 to 1068 and encodes 328 amino acids. The record is from RefSeq and is a predicted model, not a curated record. The transcript is spliced from 12 exons. Gene Ontology annotation, molecular function: cysteine-type endopeptidase activity. Gene Ontology annotation, cellular component: lysosome. Gene Ontology annotation, biological process: immune response.